UGUGUCCCGCCAUGUAGCGCGCUGCCGCCGCCGCCUCCGCUCUGGUUCGGUUCCAGCGCCCGGGAUGGGGGCCCGGCUCCCGUCCCGACAGGGGGGCCCCCGGCCAUGAGGGGAGCCCGGUACCUGCCGCUGCCAGCGACCGCGCCGCUCGGGGAGUGGGGGCUCCGCCUCGCUCACUGCUAUGGACAGUACGAUCACCUUGUGGCAGUUCCUCCUCCAACUCCUCCAGGAACCUCAGAACAAACACAUCAUCUGUUGGACCUCCAACGACGGGGAGUUCAAAUUGCUGCAGGCAGAGGAGGUGGCCCGGCUUUGGGGAAUCCGCAAGAACAAGCCCAGCAUGAACUAUGACAAACUCAGCCGUGCUCUCAGAUACUACUAUGUGAAGAAUAUCAUCAAAAAAGUGAAUGGUCAGAAGUUUGUGUACAAGUUUGUUUCUUAUCCGGAGAUUUUGAAUAUUGCUCCACUGAUGGUGGGCAGGAUUGAGGGAGACCCAGUGAUGGCUGGCUUUGCAGAAGUCAGCAGUACUCCGAAGGACCUGGAAAACGGCGUGAAAGAGAAGCCCCAGACCUGUGCUAAAUCAUCCGGCCGCAAUGACUAUAUCCAUUCAGGCCUGUACUCUUCCUUUACUCUGAACUCCCUGAACUCCUCCGGUGUGAAGCUCUUCAGGUCGGUCAAGAUUGAGAAUCCAGCUGAGAAACUGGUGGAGAAAAAACCUGCUCAGGAUCUGACACCUUCAGUCAUAAAGUUUGUGACCAUGCCCUCCAAAAGGCCUGCAGCUGCACCCCUUGCCUCGGCCACUUCAAUUGUCUCCACGCUUCCUACAGAAUCAGAAGAAGCUCUCCAGACCUUGGAGACUCUAGUUCCACCAAAAUUAACUCUCACCGAAGCUCCAGCCCCUUUGCCAAACUUCACCGCCACCUUCACCCCAACACCACCUGUAUCUUCCAUUUCUCCCACUCUGGAGGUUCCUUCCACACCCCCUUCACCACCCGUGAGUUCUAACCCUGACCUGGACAUUGACACGGACAUAGAGUCGGUGGCUUCUCAGCAGUUGGAGCAGUCUCAGAACCCUCACCACCUAUCACCAGAGCCCAGAGAGCACGAUUUAUCUCUGCUAGAGAAGGAUCUUGCCAAUCACCUCUCCAGAGCUAAAAAACCGAAAGGGCUGGAGCUAGCUCCCACUCUUGUCAUUACAGGCAGUGAUCCAAGCCCACUGGGGAUACUAAGCCCUUCUCUCCCUACUGCUUCUCUUACUCCAGCGUUUUUUUCACAGACUCCCAUCUUGCUGACCCCAAGCCCCUUGUUCUCAAGUAUUCACUUCUGGAGCACGCUCAGUCCAGUAGCUCCGCUCAGUCCAGCAAGAUUGCAAGGUGCUAACACCCUUUUUCAGUUUCCAUCAGUACUGAGCAGCCAUGGGCCAUUUACUCUGUCGGGACUGGAUGGACCCUCCACCCCUGGACCGUUUUCCCCUGAUCUGCAGAAGACAUAGCACAUGAACUCCUGGAAAGGACAAAUUGGGGAACAAUGGAAAGAGAUGACAUUAAAUGUAAUCCAUUUUUAAAUGAGCAAUUUAUAAUUCCACCCACAUCAUGAACGGUCAUAAUUUUUGCCAUUCCCAGUUCAAAUGCCUUUUUGCAAAAUUCCCUCUUUUGAAGACUAAAUUGGGAAUGCACAUGGAAACGCCUUAAUUGGAGUCCAGGCUCCACAGUCUUUUCUUUGCCUCCUUGGUUAAGAAGUCUCUUAAAGGGAGUUUCUGGUGGAAUGCAGUGACUGAGUUUGUAUUGAUUGCAGCAAAACAAUAUCUAAGAAGUCUCUCCUCUCUCACUCUGACACCUCCAUUCUUCUGCUUCCUGUGCUGGGCAUGAAGAAAAUGAAUCAUGAUUGAAGCUGGCAUUCCAAGAAAAGGGUUUGAGUGCAGCUUUGCCCUGGGGCUAAUGGUAACUUCUCCUGCAACAACAAAACAGCGAAUGUCUCAUGCUAUAAAAACAUCUAAACUUUUUGCAGGGAGACAUUUUUAAGGAGUACUUAUGGUGGUAUAGGUGAAAAGCAGACCAUUGUUUGGAUAGUGUUGCACACAGGUAAUCUAUCAGUUAAAUUCCCCUCCUUGAAAGGGGGGGUGGAGAGUUCCCAGAGGCUACUUGUAAUAUUGUGAGCAGGCAGGGCUCUGAG
Messenger RNA from Mauremys mutica (yellowpond turtle), 2172 nucleotides. RefSeq names its product ETS transcription factor ELK4 (gene ELK4). The transcript has 5 exons. The coding region runs from base 182 to 1492 and encodes 436 amino acids. Gene Ontology annotation, cellular component: nucleus. Gene Ontology annotation, molecular function: sequence-specific DNA binding; DNA-binding transcription factor activity, RNA polymerase II-specific. Gene Ontology annotation, biological process: regulation of transcription by RNA polymerase II; cell differentiation. NCBI's taxonomy places the organism in Eukaryota, Metazoa, Chordata, Testudines, Geoemydidae. The record is from RefSeq and is a predicted model, not a curated record.